Drosophila novamexicana is the source of this 3900-nucleotide messenger RNA. RefSeq names its product 6-phosphofructo-2-kinase/fructose-2,6-bisphosphatase 1 (gene Pfrx). The coding region runs from base 396 to 2579 and encodes 727 amino acids. Gene Ontology annotation, biological process: fructose 2,6-bisphosphate metabolic process; fructose metabolic process. The record is from RefSeq and is a predicted model, not a curated record. The transcript is spliced from 2 exons. NCBI's taxonomy places the organism in Eukaryota, Metazoa, Arthropoda, Insecta, Diptera, Drosophilidae. Gene Ontology annotation, cellular component: cytosol. Gene Ontology annotation, molecular function: 6-phosphofructo-2-kinase activity; fructose-2,6-bisphosphate 2-phosphatase activity; ATP binding.
GAACGCAUUACGCGCGGUGUUCAUCUGAUCAAAUUUCGUCGUUUACCUUUUCGUGCGUAGCGCGGAUCGGCCCAGACUCUAGCACGGACACCACACACACAACCGCAUACAAUCAUACAUACCCACACACACACGCACACAGAUGCGAUCUAACUGUGUCUUUAUGUGAACGAGUGUUCCUGUGUGUGUUUAUCUGUUAAUACUUUUAUAAUUUUUUUUUUCUCUUUUGUUUGCGUGUCUAUGUUUGUGUGAGAGACAUUUGGUGGUAAAACGUUAACAAUUGUAGUAAAAAAAAAAAAGAAAAACAAACAAACAAAAAGGAAGUUCAAGCCGCAGCAGCAGCGCAGCAACUAAAGUGCGCUGCACGCGCGCUGCAGGCAGCAGCAGCAGCAGAAAUGGCUCAGUGUUGUGAGACGACAACAACAACGGCAACAAUGUCCUCACGAUUUGGCAGCACUGCCAGACAGUCGACGCUGGCGUCCGCAUUGCUAUCUAGUUUGGCUCCAACCGAUGAGGACAACCCAUCCGAGCUACCUUCCACAACAACAACAGCAGCAACAACAGCAGCAGCAGCAGCAGCAACAGAAGCUAUAACAACAACAGUUGCUGCCAAAUUGUUGCCGACGCUUUAUCAAAAAUUGACGCCUGCUAAACAAGCAUCCGCCCAAAACUUGGCCAAAGACAAUAACAAUACCAAUACGAUAACCUCUAAAUACGCCAACGCAUCUGAUUCGAAUUCCAUAUCCAAUUCCAUAACCGAUUCCAUAUCCAAUUCCAGUUCACAGUGCAACUGUUGCUGCUGUGCUGAUAGUUUGCGAAUCUCUGGCGAUUUGUUGCAACAACAGCUGGAGCAGCAACACGCCGCAGUUGCCGCCGCAUCCGUUGUAUUGGCCAAACAGGUGGUACGCUCCGUGACAGCCAGCAGCAUCAUGGAUAUGCCCUAUAACACCUCGCCGUCGCUACGCGUACGGACCACCUCGCUCAAUCAGCUUAAGAAGACAGCCGAUCUGGCCAUCGAGAAUGAGCUGCAUGUCUGUCCAUCAAUAAUGUCCGAUGAGCUGCGCAAAUUGUUGCCGCCCACAUCGGAAACGGUUAUGACCAAACCAUUUCCGAUACGCGGUGAACGCACCAUAGCCGAUUGCACAACACCGCAUGUGAUUGCCAUGGUGGGUCUGCCGGCCAGGGGCAAGACAUUUAUAUCAAAGAAACUGGCACGUUAUCUUAACUGGAUUGGUAUUGCGACGCGUGUCUUCAAUUUGGGUGAAUAUCGUCGGCAUGCAACAACCGCAUACAAAUCUCACGAAUUCUUUCGUGCCGACAACGAGGAGGCCAUGGCCAUACGGAAUCGUUGCGCCAACCAGGCACUGCACGAUGCCUGCGAAUGGCUAUUGAGCGGAUUAGGCAGCAUUGCCGUAUUCGAUGCGACCAAUUCGACGCACGAUCGUCGCCAAUUGAUCUAUGAUAUUGUUGUUAAACAGCAUGGCUUUCGUUUGUUCUUUGUGGAAUCGAUAUGCGAUGAUCCGCAAAUAAUUGAACAGAAUAUACUGGAGGUGAAGGUUAGCUCGCCGGACUAUAUCAAUAUGAAUACAGAGCUGGUUGUACGCGAUUUUCUGCAACGCAUCGAACACUAUGAGGAACGCUAUCAGCCAAUUGAUGAGAUUGCCGAAUCCCAUCUGAGCUUCAUGAAGGUCUACAAUGCCGGCAAAAAGGUGGUCGUCUACAAUAACGAGGGUCAUGUGGAAUCGCGCAUCGUAUACUAUCUGAUGAAUAUACAUAUAACGCCGCGCACCAUUUAUCUGACACGUCACGGCGAAUCUGAGCACAAUUUGAGCGGCCUAAUUGGCGGCGAUUCCAAUUUGAGUGCACGUGGUCAUCAGUAUGCACGGGCCUUGUCCUCGUUUAUAGACCAGCAACAGAUUGAUGGCUUGCGCGUAUGGACAUCGUGGAUGAAGCGUGCCAUACAAACGGUGGCGGAUGUUAAGGCGCCGCAGGAACGCUGGAAGGCGCUCAACGAAAUCGAUGCCGGACACUGUGAGGAGAUGACCUAUGAACAGAUCAAGGAACGCUUUCCCGAGGAGUUUAAGGCGCGCGAUGUUAACAAGUUUGCGUAUCGUUAUCCGCGCGGCGAAAGCUAUGAGGAUCUGGUGGCCAGACUCGAGCCCGUCAUUAUGGAACUAGAGCGGCAGGGCAAUGUGCUGGUCGUAUCACAUCAGGCCGUAUUGCGUUGCCUGUUCGCCUACUUUCUGGACAAGUCAGCCGAUGAGCUGCCGUAUCUGUAUGUGCCGCUGCAUACGGUUAUUAAACUGACGCCCGUCGCCUAUGGCUGCAAGGUGGAGCACAUUAAGCUGCCCAUCGAUGCGGUCGAUACGCAUCGACCGAAACCAAAGAUACCCGGCGAUGUUACCCAACCGGGCAUGGAUGGUCUCAGCGGUGAGCUGGUCGCGCCCGAUGGUGUCGGCAAGGUGCUCAUCGUGGGCGAUGAUGUGGCAACGGCAACGGCAGCCUCCUCCUCCUCCUCCAACACCAACACCAACGGCAACGGCAAUGGCAACGGCGGCGCUCGUCUUGAUACCCAAUGACAUUGCCUGCGGCCCAUCCACAAGCCAACCAAAUCCAAGACAUUGUAAAAGCCAACAACCCCAACCCAAACGAAACCUAACGAACCCAAAGUCCGAUCAACCCACUAAAAAUAGCAAACAUAUAGCACUCAGCAUACACAGCGCUGGCGUUGUAAUGUUAACAGCAGGCUUAACAGUCGCUGUUAGCACAGCACUUACAUUAACAGAGACAGUUUACGUACGGCAUUAUGUAUUGUGGCCGGCCAUUAGAACCAACUGUUGCUUACAGUUAUUGGCUGUUCAAAUUCAAUGUUAUGCUAACAGGUGUUUUAACAGUUGCAGAUAACAUACAAUAAUUAUGCGCUUAGCAACAGCAACAGCUUAAAUGUCUGCUAAAUGGCUUUGUACUUUGUGCUGUUAACAUUUUUAACAGUAACUUAAUAAUCGACAGCAGCAAAUAUUAUUAACAUUACCCAAACACACACGCACGCGCACACACACACUUUAACAGCAACUGCAGCUGCUGUAGCUUGUAAUGUUAUUCCGUAUCAUUUAACAGUGUACUUACAUGAACACGAAACAAAAGAUCUUUACAGUCUGCUAACAGUCAUUGUUUGAAUGUUAACUGUUACAGUAAACGGUGCUGUACUUUACAUAAUGUUAACGCGCUCUCUUUAAGAGCUGCUGUUAGCAAUAACAGUCGCUGACUUUUUUUAUGCUCUUUGUCUCUGUCUCUCUCACUCUGUUAGUUUUAUGCCGUUUGCCUUUAGAUUUUAUAACUUUUUGUUUUCAACUCGAGAUUUUUUUUAAAGUUCAUUUUUGAAAUGUUAUUUGUGCUAAAUUGUGAUUGGAAUGACGCUGUUAUAUUGAUGUACUUUACACAAAACUUAAGAGACACAAGAACUUAAACAUAAACCGUAGCCUAGUGUGUAAGACGAUAUAUAUUUUUUUAAAACAUUUACUUUUUGUGAACAUUUACUCAGAUUUUUACCACUAUAUUCAUUGUUUGUCCUUUUUUUUUCUCUCUCUCUGUCUCUGUCUCUCUGCUAGCAAUGUAAGCGCGCAGCAAUUAGAACUGAGAGGUUUGCUUUAAAAUCAGAUAUAUAUAUAUAUAUUUAUGCAAUUAAAUACAAUUAUAAAUGCGUAUAUUUAUGUACGAGCGAAAUAAAUGAUGAGCGUUUUACUUGAAACGUUAGCCAACACUUGAUUGUAACUGUACUUGUCGUAAGUUUUUUCGAUUUCGAUUCCGUGUCUUUUGUCUUUUGUCAAGUUUGGAUGCAACAUUUUUUAAAUUCAUUUAGAAUUUAUUGCGUUUACAAAAUAUAAACUCUAAAAAUAAACU